Punica granatum (pomegranate) is the source of this 951-nucleotide messenger RNA. The record is from RefSeq and is a predicted model, not a curated record. Lineage: Eukaryota; Viridiplantae; Streptophyta; Magnoliopsida; Myrtales; Lythraceae.
AGUCGAUAUAAAUCCAACUAGUGAUUUCGCCAAAAAGAAAAAAAUCAAAAAAAGAAAGAAAGAAAAGAAAAGAAGGCCAUUGCUGUUCUCUUCACUUGUCCGCAUUUAAUUCACUCAACAGCUUUCUUCAAUAUUUUUCCGGUUCUUAUUCUUCACUAAGCAAACCCCACCACCCCCCAUUCUCCAUUCCUCCUUAUCUCCAUGCCCUUCACAUCUCUCACAGAUCUCCAUCCAUGGCGGCCAUGUUCCGAUACCAGAAGCUGAAACCCGAGGCUGGUCUUGAUGUCGGGGCGGACACCGAUGAGCCACAUUAUCCGAUAAAGUUCAGGUCCAUCCCGCAGAGGUCAUCGUCAAGGAUCUGGGCGAGGGUCAGGAGGGUGCACGUCAGGAGGAGGGUGAGGCUCCGGGUCCCAGGGCUGAGGAGGUUCCUGAGGUGGAAGGCGAGGCUAGUGGCGGCGGCAGUCCGGAAAGUUGUGAGGAGGCUGAAGGAGGGCCAGGGCCAUUGGGGGGACCUCUUCGCCGGGAACUACCUCUUCCUGCAGGUCAAUCCGUCCUCCCCGGCGAUGAAGAAGUGCGCGGUCGACAGGUCCAAUAACCCUUCUUCGAGGUUCUCUGCCACUUAUUCUCCUCCCAGAUCAGUGGCCUAACUUGCAAACAAGGAGGAAGACAUAUCGAUCGUCUCCGGUCAUGCUCGGUAUACGAGGAGCGGAAGUCGUAUGGGAUGAUCCCCACUUUAUAUAUCGUUACGACGAUUCCGUUCAACGCGUUUACAUUUCUUCGAGCACAAUGCGAAAUUAUUUAGUAGUUCAUUUUGUAAUUCGACAGUGCUAAUGCAUGAUAUACAAUGCGUACACGUGUGUAUACACGUACGAAUACAUGCAUAUAUAAUUCUUGUAUGUACAUGCAUGAAUGUGCUGAUUAUAUCUAAUCUUUCUCUGAUUUUUUUUUUCA